Loxodonta africana (African savanna elephant) is the source of this 5357-nucleotide messenger RNA. RefSeq names its product 3-hydroxy-3-methylglutaryl-CoA reductase (gene HMGCR). The record is from RefSeq and is a predicted model, not a curated record. Gene Ontology annotation, biological process: sterol biosynthetic process; isoprenoid biosynthetic process; coenzyme A metabolic process. NCBI's taxonomy places the organism in Eukaryota, Metazoa, Chordata, Mammalia, Proboscidea, Elephantidae. Bases 954 to 3620 code for a protein of 888 amino acids. Gene Ontology annotation, molecular function: protein binding; NADP binding; hydroxymethylglutaryl-CoA reductase (NADPH) activity. Gene Ontology annotation, cellular component: endoplasmic reticulum membrane; peroxisomal membrane. The transcript is spliced from 20 exons.
CUCUGACCCUGGGAAGUGGCUGCCGGCCGCUCCUGUCGAGCCGGCUGGAGCUGCGUUUGCGGCUUGGUCGGUGUGGCUGCCCGCCCGUGGGCAGUGAGAGGAGACGCCCUUGAGGCCCGGCCGGUCGAACGGCAGACGGCACCACUGUCAGGGGCGCCCGGGGCCUGACGGGGCCUGAGGAGUGGUCGGCAUCCGGCCUCUUCGUGACCGCCGUCACCAUGGGUGUACUGGCGGGGCGUGCCCCCGUUUGGCGGUUCUGUCCAAGGUGGUCAGUGCUGGCCGCACAGUCACGGUCACCGGGGCUCCGGCCGGAGGGGGUGUCAGACAGGGUGACCACAGAGGCCUCUUGGUUCGAGGAAUGCUGCGGGGCUGCGGGGCUGCGGGGCGGUCCGGCCGUCAGCUCACGAAAAAAAAACUCACGGAGAGGACGGAAAAUGAAUCUGUACGGUCCACGGCUGGCUCACGGCCAGGCGCUGCUGUUCCUCAGCACCUUUUAAGCAACGGGGAAAAUCUCCGUAAAUGCUGCUGGCUGACUCAGAGCCGUGGAAGAACCGGCGAUCUGUAUACAUGUGUCCGAUUAUUUCACGACGAACGGUUGAGGGGUUGCAGAGUCCUCUAAGGACUCGCUCAAAGUCUCAAAUGGUUUCUUUUUCUUGUGAGGGGAGUAGUCUGUUUGGUACUGGUGUCUUUUAGUUCAUACCUUGUAGAUUUCUCAGAUUUAGUUAUGGUUAGGAAAAAUUACCUUGGAGGUUGAAAAAUAGAACGAUUUCUGCGGUACCAGGAGGUCCAUGUACUUCAUCUAAAAUGCUCCUUUGAAAUAUUUCAGGGUUUUGAAGACAUGCCUUCUUAGACUUGCUCCAGAAAAUUUGUAGGAAACCUUUGUUUCUGGUUCAUACUAAAUAAUUGUGCAUAAUUCCAGCGUCUCACAAGGAUCCAAGGACCCUGUAGCUACAAUGUUGUCAAGACUUUUCCGAAUGCAUGGCCUCUUUGUGGCUUCCCAUCCUUGGGAAGUCAUAGUGGGAACGGUGACACUAACCAUCUGUAUGAUGUCCAUGAACAUGUUUACUGGCAAUGAUAAGAUCUGUGGUUGGAAUUAUGAGUGUCCAAAGUUUGAAGAGGAUGUUUUGAGCAGUGACAUUAUAAUUCUGACAAUAACACGAUGCAUAGCAAUCCUCUAUAUUUACUUCCAGUUCCAGAAUUUACGUCAACUUGGAUCGAAAUAUAUUUUGGGUAUUGCUGGCCUCUUCACAAUUUUCUCAAGUUUCGUAUUUAGUACAGUUGUCAUUCAUUUCUUAGAUAAAGAAUUGACAGGCUUGAAUGAAGCUUUGCCCUUUUUCCUACUUUUGAUCGACCUUUCCAGAGCAAGUACAUUAGCUAAGUUCGCUCUCAGUUCUAAUUCGCAGGAUGAAGUAAGGGAAAAUAUUGCUCGUGGAAUGGCAAUUUUAGGUCCCACGUUCACCCUUGAUGCUCUUGUUGAAUGUCUUGUGAUUGGAGUGGGUACCAUGUCAGGGGUGCGUCAACUUGAAAUUAUGUGCUGUUUUGGCUGCAUGUCAGUUCUUGCCAACUACUUCGUGUUCAUGACUUUCUUUCCAGCUUGUGUGUCCUUGGUGUUAGAGCUUUCUCGGGAAAGCCGUGAGGGUCGCCCAAUUUGGCAGCUCAGCCAUUUUGCCCGAGUAUUAGAAGAGGAAGAAAAUAAACCAAAUCCUGUAACUCAGAGGGUCAAGAUGAUUAUGUCUCUAGGCUUGGUUCUUGUUCAUGCUCACAGUCGCUGGAUAGCUGAUCCUUCUCCUCAAAACACUACAGCAGAAAAUUCUAAGGUUUCAUUAGAAUUAGAUGAAAAUGUGUCCAAGAGAAUUGAACCAAAUGUUUCCCUCUGGCAAUUUUAUCUCUCUAAAAUGGUCAGCAUGGAUAUUGAACAAGUUAUUACUCUAAGUUUAGCUCUCCUUCUGGCUGUCAAGUACAUCUUCUUUGAACAAGCUGAGACUGAGUCUACACUCUCAUUAAAAAAUCCUAUCACAUCUCCUGUAGUGACCCAAAAGAAGGUCCCAGACAAUUGUUGUAGACGUGAACCUCUACUGGUCAGAAAUAACCAGAAAGUGCAUGUGGUGGAGGAGGAGAUGGGGAUAAACCGAGAAAGAAAAGUUGAAGUUAUAAAACCCUUAGUGACGGAAACUGACACCUCAAACAGAGCAACAUUUGUGGUUGGUAACGCUUCCUUAUUCGGUACUUCACCAGCACUGGAGACACAGGAACCUGAAAUUAAACUUCCCAGGGAGCCUCGACCUAAUGAAGAAUGUCUGCAGAUACUUGGGAGUGCAGAGAAAGGUGCGAAAUUCCUUAGUGAUGCUGAGGUCAUCAGACUAGUUAAUGCUAAGCAUAUCCCAGCUUACAAAUUGGAAACUCUGAUGGAAACCCAUGAACGAGGUGUAUCUAUUCGCCGACAGAUACUUUCUGAAAAGCUUCCAGAGCCUUCUUCUCUCCAGUAUCUACCUUAUAGGGACUAUAAUUACUCCUUGGUGAUGGGAGCUUGUUGUGAAAAUGUUAUUGGAUAUAUGCCCAUCCCUGUUGGAGUGGCAGGACCUCUGUGUUUGGAUGGCAAAGAAUUUCAGGUUCCAAUGGCAACAACAGAAGGUUGUCUUGUAGCCAGCACUAACAGAGGCUGCAGAGCAAUAGGUCUUGGUGGAGGUGCCAGCAGCCGAGUCCUUGCCGAUGGGAUGACUCGUGGCCCAGUUGUGCGUCUUCCUCGUGCUUGUGACUCUGCAGAAGUGAAAGCCUGGCUUGACACAGCUGAAGGGUUCACAGUGAUGAAGGAGGCGUUUGACAGCACCAGCAGAUUUGCACGUCUACAGAAAAUUCAUGCAAGUUUGGCUGGACGCAACCUUUAUAUUCGUUUCCAGUCCAGGACAGGUGAUGCCAUGGGGAUGAAUAUGAUUUCAAAGGGUACAGAGAAAGCUCUUUCAAAACUUCGUGAGCUUUUCCCUGACAUGCAGAUUCUAGCAGUUAGUGGCAACUAUUGUACUGACAAGAAACCUGCUGCUAUAAAUUGGAUAGAAGGAAGAGGAAAGUCUGUUGUUUGUGAAGCUGUCAUUCCAGCCAAGGUGGUCAGAGAAGUAUUAAAGACUACUACAGAAGCUAUGAUUGAGGUAAACAUUAAUAAGAAUCUGGUGGGCUCUGCCAUGGCCGGGAGCAUCGGAGGCUACAAUGCCCACGCGGCAAAUAUCGUAACUGCUAUCUACAUCGCGUGUGGACAGGACGCGGCACAGAAUGUUGGUAGCUCAAACUGUAUUACCUUAAUGGAAGCGAGCGGUCCCACAAGUGAAGAUUUGUAUAUCAGUUGUACCAUGCCAUCUAUAGAAAUAGGAACUGUGGGUGGUGGGACCAACCUACUACCUCAGCAAGCCUGUUUGCAGAUGUUAGGUGUUCAGGGAGCCUGCAGAGACAAUCCUGGGGAAAAUGCCCGGCAGCUUGCCAGAAUCGUGUGUGCCACGGUAAUGGCUGGGGAGUUGUCACUGAUGGCAGCAUUGGCAGCAGGACAUCUUGUCCAAAGUCACAUGAUUCACAACAGGUCAAAGGUUAAUUUACAAGACCUUCAAGGAACUUGCACAAAGAAAACAGCUUGAAUAGCCCGACAGUCAUGAACUGAAACACGGGCAGUGGGUUCUAAAGGACUAACAUAAAAUCUGUGAAUUAAAAAGUUCAAUGCGAUAUCUUGUUGAGGAUGAAUAGAUGUGAUCAGUGAGACAACUGGUUUUGGGCUCUUGCAGAGAGGUCUGAGGUCCGCCUUUCUAUGGACAGUCCUCAGAUCCGAAAACAGCUUCAGGCUUUACAUGCUGUGUUCUUUGGAAAGAUCUCAACAUGGAUAUUAUUAUGCUUUAAAGCAUCACGGAUGGUAAUCUACAGCUCACUUCUGAAAGAGAAUACAACUGGAAAAAAGUGUCUUGAUGAAAUUCAUUAAGUUUAUGGUAAUCAGUGUUAGAUUUUUCCCCUGGGUUGAAAAUGGGUUUUUAAAUUAUACUGUAGCUGACUUUAUAGUUAAAUUAUUAAGUCUGGGUUGUAGAACGUUAAGAAAUAAGAACUAAGUUUAUUUUUUGUGAACUAAUACUUCAUUUGGUGCUGGUCUAUCUUGAUUUUUGGGGGUAACUUUUAAACAUUAUUCUUCAGAAGGGGACCUGCUUUCUUCAAGAGAAGAAUUAGUCUUAUUCCCAAACUACAGAAUAAUGUGCUAAGCAAGGCUAAAUAGUACUCUAGCAAGAAAACAAAUAACUGCAUUUAUUGCUACAGGCUAUUUGUUCAGAGAGGUCUCUUGUCCAAAUGUAAAUGUUUGUCUAGAUUGGCUAUAUCACAUCGUUCAGCAUAAAGCUUGAAGAAAUGCAGUUUUGUGCUCUUUACUACAGAUACAAGGGCUCUUAAUGUUCAAAAAGGUGACUGAUUACUGACUAUAAACAUGUCUGUGACCUCUCAGAACUCAAAGCGUGGAAAACACGAGUUUGAAAGGAAAUACCAAUUCUCUAAGCCAAUGGAAAUUUCUUAAAAGACAUUUAGGUGAAAAAUCUAGAUAGCUUUUUGUAAACAAUUGUAUCAAACCUGUAUAUGUUGUAAUAAAGUUUCUUAUGCAAGGAGUUUCUUGAAAGUGUUCAAGAGGUAAAUACAAAUCAACUUAUAUACUGAUAAAAUACUCCAGUUUGAGUUGGAGAAGAUAGUGUUCUUUAAUGUUGUCCAGAAAACCCUGGCUUGCUUGUCAAGCCUAAUGAAAGGGAAAGUCUGCUUAAAGAGCCAGUGAAAAAGCCACGUGAAUGGCCGUGGAUGAGCGUGCAUUGUUCCUGUGGCCAGGAGGUUGGUGACUGAAAUAUUCACACAGGGCUCUUUGAUGGACCCAUAAAAGCUCUCAGCUUCCUCAGGGGGUCAGCAAAGUUGUUGAAUCUUAAUUUUUUUUUUUAAAUGUACAAGUUUUAUAUAAAUAAUAAAGAACUCCUUAUUUUAUAUUACAUCUGAUGUUUUAAAUGUUGGUCUUGGAAAGCUGAUGUCUCAUUAGGCGAUGAACUUUGUAAAACAUUCCAGUAAUGCUUUUGGCAGCAUGGAGAGCCUCCGAGUGAUUGUGUCUGCUGCAUUGUUUUGGAAGAUUCACGUUUUCUGUUGUAUGGAACGUUUAAAUUGCUUCUGUUCUGACUUUUCAGCCAGUGACUUCUUAUUUAUCUGAACUUUUCACGGAAGUGGCAGUGAAAAGUACGUUGAAUGUUCAUUUUGGUGACUGUAACUAAUAUCUUGCUAAAUUAAUGUUUUGUAUAAUUACUGAAUUGUAUACAUUUUGUUAUAGAGCACAUUUUUCCAGUUCUAGUAAAUUAUGAAAAGGAAAUUAA